This is a messenger RNA of Pelodiscus sinensis (Chinese soft-shelled turtle), 1513 nucleotides long. The record is from RefSeq and is a predicted model, not a curated record. NCBI's taxonomy places the organism in Eukaryota, Metazoa, Chordata, Testudines, Trionychidae.
GCCAUUCAAUUGAGAAAUGUACAUUUGCAGGCACAGAAAAGAUUGGUCUGAUGUUGAACCAGUACCUCAAAAUGACGGGCCAAAUCCUGUGGUUCAGAUCAUCUAUAGUGAAAAAUUCAGAGAUGUCUAUGAUUACUUUCGGGCUGUUCUGCAGCGGGAUGAAAGGAGCGAAAGAGCUUUUCAGCUAACAGGAGAUGCCAUUGAACUAAAUGCUGCAAAUUACACCGUGUGGCAUUUCCGUAGAGUUCUCCUGCAGUCAUUAGGAAAGGACCUGCAUGAGGAAAUCAGCUACAUUACAGCUAUCAUUGAAGACCAGCCAAAGAAUUAUCAAGUCUGGCACCACAGACGGGUGUUGGUAGAAUGGCUGAAGGAUCCAUCUCAAGAGCUUGAGUUUAUAGCUGAAAUUCUUAACCAAGAUGCCAAGAAUUACCAUGCUUGGCAACACAGACAGUGGGUUAUUCAGGAGUUCAAGUUGUGGGAUAAUGAACUGGAGUAUGUUGACCAGCUUCUGAAAGACGAUGUGAGAAACAACUCUGUCUGGAACCAAAGAUACUUUGUAAUUUCCAACACCACGGGCUACAACGAUCCUGCUGUUCUAGAGCGAGAAGUCCAGUACACUCUAGAAAUGAUCAAAAUGGUGCCGCAUAACGAAAGUGCUUGGAACUACCUAAAAGGAAUUCUGCAGGAUCAUGGUCUUUCCAAAUAUCAAAAUCUAUUAGAGCAACUGCUGGAUUUACAGCCAAGCCACAGUUCUCCCUACCUGAUUGCCUUCCUUGUGGAUAUAUAUGAAGACAUGCUAGAAAACCAGUGUGACAACAAGGAAGAAACACUAAACAAAGCAUUAGAGUUAUGUGAAAUUCUGGCUAACGAAAAAGACACAAUACGAAAGGAAUAUUGGAGGUAUAUUGGGAGGUCCCUUCAGAAGGAGCACGGCACUGAACCAAGCUUGCAUACAGAUAAGCAGCAAUAACUGCAUGUGGAAGAAGAUGGUGUGUCAAGCUCUAAGAUGCUUGUAAAGAAACUCCCAACUGCGGGGAGGGGACACAAGCCAGUAUAAACUUAGAUAUACUGUUCCCCUCUGCCUGAGUAUGAUGUAACAGUGUGCACUGCACAGGUAUUACUCUUAACAGGAACUGAGUUUGGAGUGUUCAGUAUAACACAAUCCCCUUUGGUCACUGCUGCUACUGACAAUAGCUAUAGGUAAAUCAAAAUUAAUUUGACUUGAAAUAUGCCAAAUAAAGGACUUAUUUCUUAAUAGAAAAUACAUAAUGCUCUCUCACGUUUUAGCCGAAUCCACUCUAGCCCCCCUUCCUAAUACAGAUUACCUGCAAUGAAUUAAGUCCUGUAUGUAAUGGUUAUAAAGCUGCUUAAUUUUAGUUACUUUAAGCAGAGGAAGGCAAUUGUUGCUAUAGGACAGAACAGCUCUGCAACAGCAACAAAAUUAUGCUAUGAUUGUACCCAACUAAUGCCAACAACCUGGUUUUAUAAUAAAAGUGUAGAUAUAUUUCAAGUA